AUGUGGCUGAUAGACAACACUCCAGCCCCUCAGUAUAUCGGAGAAAAGACCGAUACACACGUGGUAGUCAACAAAUUGGAGCUACCCCACGUGAAGAGGAAUCAUCUGAACACGACAUUCAAGUGUCGUGCCUCCAAUACAAACCUCGUUAGCCCACAAGAGAAGACUGUUAGACUAGAAAUGAACUUGAAGCCGAAUCUGGUGGAGAUAUUAAACAAGCCGGUAACGCUAUCGUCCGAAAGAUACGUCACUCUGACUUGCGUAUCCGAAGGCUCGAGGCCCCCGGCUCAGCUCACCUGGUACAAGGAUAACAGGAAAUUUAAGAGAGGAAAGAUAAAAGAGACAUUCAACGAUACUUGGGCGAGCAGUCAGAUGCAAUUCAUGCCUCUCCCCGAGGACGAUGGAGUUCAACUGAAAUGCCAAGCUGAUAACAACGCUCUACCGGGACAGAGUUUAGAAGAUUCGUUCAAACUUGAUGUAGUCUAUCCCCCCGUGGUGUCUCUAUCUCUAGGGAGUACGCUUAAUCCUCACGAUAUUAAAGAAGGUGAUGACGUGUACUUUGAGUGUUCAGUUCGCGCAAACCCUAGAGAGCACAGGAUAUCGUGGUAUCAUAAUGACAAGCCAGUUCUACACAACGUGGUUUCUGGUAUAAUUGUAAGCACCAAGUCCCUGGUGCUGCAGAAGGUAACAAGGGACCAUGGAGGUGAUUAUUCCUGUCGAGCCACUAAUGCACUUGGUGAAACAGCCAGCCAAUCUACACACCUGAGUAUACAAUAUGCUCCGGUCUGCGCUCAUCCCUCGCCACAAGUAUUAGGAGCACAGCUGGAGGAAUCGCUUCGUGUGCGCUGCUCAGUAACAGCUAAUCCACCUGAUGUCACAUUCUUCUGGCAGUUUAACAACAGUGGCGAAAGCCUCGAUGUAUCACCGUUGAAAUUUGGAACUGCAAAUGGAAGUACGAGCGAGCUGAGUUACAAACCGCAGAGUGAACGAGACUAUGGAACUCUGAGCUGUAGAGGAGCUAACACCGUGGGCAGACAACUAGAACCUUGUGUGUUCCAGAUCGUACCCGCCGCUCGGCCGACCGCUCCUCGCAACUGCUCACUUGAAGCGGGCAACAACACCGUCGAAGGUAGCAGCAGUUGGCUCAGAGUUCGCUGCGUGCCUGGUUACGAUGGCGGCUUACCACAGUACUUUAUGUUGGAAGCACUGGACCCUGUCACUGGGAAGACGAGAUUCAACGGCAGCGUUAGCGAGACUGACGGCCUAGCCAUAUUUAAGCUGGACCUAUCUCAGCUAUCAGCAGCGGGCGAUUCAGGUGCUACAUUUAAUCUCCUCAUCUACGCAAGAAACCUAAAAGGAGAAUCAGAGAAGACUCUGUUGGAAAAUAUUGGGUUUAAUGAUGCCGCUAAAAGAACAGAUGGCAAAAGUGCAAUGGGUGGUGUAUCCUUCGGUCUCGCUGUAGCAGCGGCGCUAGGAGCGACACUUGCAGCAGUCGGUGUAGCUGUUGCUGCACUUUGUGCACGCCGCCGGCGUGCAACUCCUCCCCACAAGCAUCCGCCAGGCGACAUGCUGGAGCUUAGCGACGGUGGGAGAAGAUACGUCGUAGCUUACACUAUUAAACCUUCACCAGAUCUCAAGACGCCUGAACCACAGCCAGAUAUACUCAAUGCGCCAGAUUCAGAAAAUCAGCGUACAGCACCUUCGAUAGAAGAAGCUGAUGAAUGGCCCAGUAUAAAAGAAGUCAGAGGCGAUUGGAGUAAAUCAGGUGCUGUAUUCUCAGCAGAAGACCUAGCACUGUUGGAUUCCGCAGGGCAUCCGCAACAGCUAACUCCAAACAGUGACCUGGUUCCUAACAGUAGACAAGAAGACGUACUCAAUCAAAACCUCCAACCAGUAAUAGGUAGUAAUUUUAGGCCUAACUAUGUAGGAACCAACAGUCCUACCUUAGGGAGCCCUAACUUCGUGUGCCCAAAUGGGAACUUGGGCUCUCCAUUUGGGAGCCAGACAUUAACCCUCAGUGGUCCAACUCUAAGUUCUGGAAGCCUAGCAACUUCUACACUACACAGAACCAAAGGAAAAGGCAACGUCCGAAGAAGGGAACAUGUAUUAGCGGAAAAUCUGCCGGGACCUGAAAGUUGUGUGUAG
This is a messenger RNA of Arctia plantaginis, 2145 nucleotides long. Lineage: Eukaryota; Metazoa; Arthropoda; Insecta; Lepidoptera; Erebidae. The record is from the annotation of a GenBank genome assembly.